CUAUAUAAGAGGCCGAGGCUCCAGCUGCAGGCAAAGAGACAGACAGACGGACAUACUGAGCAUCAGACCAGAGGACCUGUGGACUAAAAUCCACCUCCAGGUACCCACGGCACAGUGAAACCAUCCAGGUGAAGAAUGGGACUGCUCAGUGUUGAAGAGCUGGUGACCGGUAAGAGGUCAGAGGGCAUAGAGGCAGAUGACUUUCAGGGGGGCGUGUACGAGGCGGCCGUCAAUCAGGAGAAGCGGGAUGAUCGCAGAUCCCACGGGGAGCUGGGAGUCGGCGGGCGUCUGUCGGAGGAGAGUGACAGCGGCGGCGAACAGGAGGAAGUUAGCGUGGCAGCUCUCAAUACGGAUCGGAGCGGCAGACUGAAGCUGGAGACGGUGGACGACCUCUUCAACAUCCUGCAGCUGAGGAAGAAACGGAGAGAGAGGAAGAGCCCGGUCCUGAAGAAAGAUGAGCCAGAGCCUGAGGCUGUGCCGGAGACGGUAGACGAGGAGCUGUUCCUCACAGCAGUCAUGGAGAACAAACUGGCUGUGGUGGAGAAGUACCUGUCUGACGGAGGAAGCCCCGAUGCAAGCGACAAUUUCCAGAGAACAGCUCUGCACAAAGCUUCUUUCAAAGGACACGUGGAGGUCAUGCAAAGACUUCUGGAGGCCGGAGCGGCUAUGGAGCAAAAAGACAAGCUGGAGGCCACAGCGGUCCACUGGGCCUGCAGGGGAGGCAGCCUGCCGGCCUUGCAGCUCCUCCUGGAUCGAGGAGCCAAGUUCACCUCCAGAGACAAGCUGCACAGCACUCCUCUGCACGUGGCUGUGAGGACCGGACACUGCGAUUGUGCCGAGCACCUCAUUCACUGUGGAGCAGACCUGAACGCCAAAGACCGAGACGGAGACACGCCCAUGCACGAUGCUGUGAGAAUAAACCGAUUCAAGAUGAUCAAGCUGCUGAUGAUGUACGGCGCCAGUCUCAACACAAAGAACUCUGACGGGAAAACUCCAAUGGAGACAUUGUAUUCAUGGCAGAAUGGAGCCAAGAGCCUCCUGUGCAACUUCAGCGAGGAGAAGCUGGAUCAGUAGAGUUCAGUAAAAACAGGAAGUCAAACUGAAAAUGAGCCACAGGAUCUCCUGGCCACACUGAGGUCCGCCAAGUGCACACUGCAGUUUAUCCUGAGAAGCUUUCCAGAGUGCGGAUGCUGUUUUUUCCUACUCACAGAUAUCGUGUUCCUCAGGAAAUGAGCUGAUGGACGUUAUAUGGAUGUCAUCCUAGUUCAGCGACUUUUCUUUGACCUGCUGAGGUUUUUUUCCUCUUGUAAUAUUAAUGUAUCAUAUGUACGGUCACCAUGGAGACCAGAGUGAAGGAGCGUUUGAUCGACAAUGUGAAAUCUAAUCAGGAUGAUGUCAUUAUUAGCGCCGAUAAAUUCACUGAUCGCCAAAUAUUGCUGGACAAUGUCUCGGACGACAGUACCUGCUUUUCCCUUAAAGCUGAGUUAAAGUCAGCGAGAAGGUGAAUUAUUUAUUAAUGACAAUUCAGUGUCAGGUUCAUUAGCUUCGAUUGUUUGAUUUAAUACGUUUAAUAACUGAGUGACUGAGUUAUGUUGCAGUUGGUUUGUUGAUUUUAACGGUCAGAGUAACUAAUAUAUGUUGUGAGUCUAUUAGGAAGCAACAAAUAUAACUUGACUGUUUUAGCUUUUGCAAAUGUGCUUGUAGUUCAGCUGGAUGUGCAGAUUUAAGGUGAAGCGUGCAUCGUGUAAAAACCCUGCAGCUCAGUGAGCAUCAUCGUUUCUACGACGAUGCGUGUCUCACAGGUUCUUCGGUCUUAUGUGUUUGCAGAUGAGAGAUGAGGCAGGAUAAAGUGAGCUUUGGUCAGGUUGAUGAAGAGCUCUCCACUUACAUUUGAUUUCUGUUGAAUUCGGACGUCUUUAUGUGGUUUUAAAACGUGGAUGUGGCCACUGUGCAGUGUCCAGCGGUUCGUGAAUGACCACUUCAAACUCCCGGCUAAAGUUUUGGCCUUGCACACUUUGGGUUUUUGAAAGCACUAAAGCGUAUCCUUCUUUGUUUAAUAUGCUUUAAACGGGACCAUAGUUUCCAAAAUGAACGUCGUGUUGUAUUCCCUGGAACUAAAUCAACUGACUUCUAUACACAGCCAAGGAAUCGCCCCCUACUGGCCAUUAAAAUACAGUUUAAGGGACACUGACAUACGUUUAGCUCAUUUUAUGUUCGUAUUUUUCCCCUUUUCUUUCUUUUUUAAAUAAAAAGUUCUGUUUGGGGUUUAAAAAAGGUAAUGUUUUAGACUUUGGUCCCUUUUCUGAUUUCAGUUGGUUUCUUUUAUUUCUUAAAAAAUAUACAACUGUGAGAGAGAAGCAGACACUGUUGGUUAAGAGGAAGUUUUUAAGUUUGUGUUUAAAGAUGAAAUUGACUUUUUUUCCCUCUGUUGUUUGAUGUAAUGAAUAAAAGACUGAUUUUUAAUGCAAUUUGCUGUUUAUUGAAGGAUGCAGUAAAUAUAACCUGUGCGUUACUUUAACAGGCUGCAUGUCUGUACAGGUGUAUGUGUAUAAAAAUAACUGUUUACAUUUGAAAAUAAAAUGUAUUUAUUUUUUUC
Messenger RNA from Neolamprologus brichardi, 2596 nucleotides. The record is from RefSeq and is a predicted model, not a curated record. Lineage: Eukaryota; Metazoa; Chordata; Actinopteri; Cichliformes; Cichlidae.